GCGUGUGCGCGCGCGCGCGUGUGUGUGUGUCUCUCAUCUCCAGUCAUUUAAAAACACGCAUCGCCUUGAAGUUACCGCUGCGUCCGUCCGGUAUAUGUACUCCGCUAUCGCGUGAAGUUGCCGGUACGCACAUCGUCUGCAUGCAAAUUGAACGUGCGCGCGCGCGAGUUCGUGAUCAUUUUUCCUGCCGGCGAUCCUCUCCUACUCGCGAUCAGUGCCAGUCGCGUGCGGAAUUCGUAUCCGAGAGUUCAAGGAAAGAGCACGCCGUCCCCUUUCCUUUCUCGCUCGCCUCGCUUUACGUCGUCAUCAGGUUGUCGUUCUACGUUGUUCGAGAUAAGACAAAAAAUCAUCCGUUCCCGGCUUCCGUUUACACGACGUGAUCAGGCUGGUGUGCGCGUCGCCACCGCACGGGGUGCCUGGCAUGGAGUGAUCUGCUCGCCGCCGUGAGUCUUCCCACGCAGCACGAUCGGCCCAGGAUUCUUCGAAGAUGACGAGCAGGCACGCGGAACGAGCCGUCGCCGCUCGGGAGGAAUGCGGAGAUCGAGGAUAUCUGAGACGACCGAUGGGGUUGCCCAGGAAGCGAACGACUCUGCUGGUGAUUUGUCUUUUGGCCACUUGUACGGCGGGUAACAACGUGAACGAGCCACCUAUCCUGGAAGCUGGGGGAUACCCUACGGGCUUACCACUCUCGGAAUCGACCAAGGUCGGGACGGAAGUAUUCGUCCUGAAGGGCCACGAUCCCGAAGGAUCGCCAGUGAAAUAUGGCAUACAACUCACGGACCAUUUCGUCGUCAACCCGCGUACCGGUGUCAUCACUUUGGCGAAGCCACUCAAUCGCGAGGAGAACGAUACAAUACGUUUUCGCGUGACUCUGGAGGACGAGGUACCCGCAGGACAGCAGCCGAACAUCGUCGGUGUGGACGCUUAUGUGAUUGUACUGGAUGAAAACGAUAAUCCGCCGCACUUCCUGGGUGUGCCAUAUGAGGCAGUCGCCGAGGAGGACACCCCGGUCGGCUCCACCAUACUUCCGGGCAUCAGGGUCGUGGACCCUGACCUGCUGGGCGACAUUAUAGAUCUAACGUGCGUCCCGCAGCCACAGUUUCUGGAUGCCUGCGAGAAGUUCGGCAUCGUUAACGUCGAGAGAAGCCAGAACACGUAUGUGGGCGCCCUGGUGUUGCGGCAACCCCUCGACUACCGGGAGAGGCCUUUCUAUCAACUACUGCUGCGAGCGAGCGAUGGCCUGAACAAUGGUACCACCGGCGUUGAGAUCAAGGUGGCGGACAUUCAGAAUAGUCCGCCAGAAUUCUUGGAUUCCUUAACAGGCGUGGUGCGUGAGGACGAUCCUAUCGGGACCCUCGUGAUGACCGUAAAGGCCCGAGAUGGUGACAGAGGCAUGCCUCGAAAGAUGAUCUAUGAAUUAGUCACUAAUCCAUUUGAUUAUUUCUUGCUGGACGAUGACACGGGCGAGCUGAGAACGGCAAAGCCGUUGGACAGAGAAGCGUUGGAGAACUCGACGGGAGUGCUCACGCUAAUUGUGAAGGCCCGCGAACUGAUCGACGGUAUACCCGGGAACGACAAAUUGACGGUAUCGAUGGCCGAGGCGACCGUGACGAUUAAGGACGUCAAUGACGAGCCGCCCACGUUUAAUCGGCGCGAAUACAACAUCGAGAUCCCGGAAAAUGUGCAGGACGGCACGCCAUUGCCGCAUCUGGACAUGACUGUAAAAGAUCCGGAUAUGGGUUUAAACUCCGUAUUCUCUUUGCGAUUGGAGGAUAUAACGGGUGCGUUCACCGUGGAGCCCGUCUUGGCGACUGGUAGCACAUCCGUAAACAUCCGCGUUACAAAUGGCUCGCUUGAUUACGAAAACCCUAAUCAACGGAAAUUCAUUAUCCUGGUCGUUGCCGAGGAAGCCCACACGAACCCGAAACUCUCGUCUACGGCGACGGUAACGAUCUCUAUCACGGAUGCAAACGACAAUGCUCCUUCCUUCGGAAGCCCCACGUACACAGCUACAGUGUCCGAGACGGCGGCCCCAGGGAGCCCAAUUAUAACGAUUACGGCGAAGGAUCGCGACAGCGGGCGCUUCGGUACCGCUGGCAUAGUCUACCAAUUACUUGGCCAGGGCGCAGAGCACUUUGCGAUCGACAAGAAAACCGGCACCAUCACCGUCGCACCUUGCCCGACGCCCGGCACUUCGCCCUGUCUGGAUUACGAGCAACAGACGGAGUACUUUCUCACUUACAAAGCGACAGAUGAUAAUGGAGAAGGACAGACAACGAGCGUUUCGUUGCGCAUCAGUCUAGUAGAUGCGAACGAUAGUCCGCCGCGUUUUUUACAGGACAAGUAUCGUGCGGUAGUGGAUGAAGGUGCAGAGAAAUUCGAACCCGAGCUGAAGGUUCAGGCGCGCGACAAGGACAAGACAUCCAAGAUCACGUAUGCUCUGGUGGGUGGUAACGAACUCGGCUUGUUCGCUGUCGAUCCGGAUACUGGCGAGAUCACCAUCAAGAGCCCGGUUGACAUGACCAACGCCACCCACGAUUGGAUCGGUCUAACUAUACAGGCGAGCGACGGCAUAUUCGUCGACUCCGCGCUCGUCAACAUCACCGUCCGCGACGUUAACAACAACGCGCCUAUGUUCCCGCACGAUAUAUACACGGCCAGCAUCGCGGAGAUAUCGCCGAUCGGAACUGUCGUGGAAGAGGUAACCGCGACGGACGCCGACAGCGGAGUUAAUGCGGAGUUAGUUUACAGAAUACAGAAAGGAGCUUUCGACGAUUUCACCAUCAACGAAACCACCGGCGUCGUCACAGUAUCCCGAAAAUUGGAUUACGACGAGAAGAACACGUAUCAUGUAGAAGUCAUAGCAUUCGACAAAGGAACACCGAGCCUGACAGGAACGACGACGCUGAUGAUCGAAGUGGAGAACAGUAAUGAUAAGGCACCGUAUUUUACGCCCGAAACGCAGUUGGCUGAAGUUACAGAGGAUACGCCAAUCGGCACCGUUUUCACAACAUUGAAAGCCACAGAUCCGGACAGCACGAAUCUCGAAGCUUUGAACUUCGCUAUUUCCGAGCCAAUCACCGCUAUUGAUAGAAAUGGUCAACGCGUCAACGACAGCAAAUCUUUUAAGGACUUCUUCGCAGUCGAUCGCGCUACCGGACAGGUUUCUGUCGUUCGAGCUUUGGAUCGUGAUAUAGCAGCAACGGUAAGCGUUACGAUUGUCGUAAGCGAUACCACGGCACCUACAUUGCAGCAGGGACGAGGUAAGUUGGUAGUUACUAUUAUCGACGUGAAUCACAUGGCGCCAGAAUUUCUAAAGCCGUGGACUCGAGAAAGUCCACGGUAUCUGAUAGAAAUGCAAGAGGAGCAACCCACUGGUGCUGUCGUGGGUGCUUUCACGGCAACAGACGCUGACAGUAACAUAGCGGGAUACGCCAUCGAUCCGCCAAGCCCUUACUUCAAUAUUGAUAAUAUUACUGGAAUUGUAAGAACUAGUCAAGUGAUCGAUUAUGAAGAGACAAAGCAGUUGGAAUUCACGGUGGUCGCUUAUGAUUCCGGAGUACCUCAACUUUCCACAACUGCAAAAGUUACCGUUACUGUGAUUAACGUGAACGAUCAAGAUCCAAAGUUUGAGAAGGAGCUAUAUAACGCGUCAGUGAAAGAGAAUUCUCCGCCUGGCACUCGCGUUACCAUUGUGAAAGCUACGGAUGGUGAUGAGGGACCUUUUGGUGAUAUCAGUUACAGUCUAAUUGGAGAACACGCUGCUGACUUUAAUAUCGGACAUGAAACCGGAGAGAUUACUGUAGGCGGUGCUACAGUUCUCGAUAGAGAAGUGACGCCGGAAAUCACUAUAACGGUGAUGGCCAGCGACGGCGCCCAUAUAAAUUCUCGACGAAGCACCACCGUGCCGGUGGUUGUCAAGUUAAUUGACGAGAACGAUAAUAGACCAAUAUUCUCACAACACAGUUACAGAGCUUCUGUCGCGGAGAAUUUGUCCGUUAAUCCGCCGGCACCUAUCUUGCAGGUACGAGCGGCAGAUCAGGACGAAGGAACAAACGGCGAAGUCUGGUAUACAAUCAUCAAUGGGAACGAGAAUGAGUCGUUUUCACUAAAUCGUGAAACUGGCAUCCUGUACCCCGCAGCCGCCCUCCUCGGCAGAGCUGGUUCUUACAGAAUCGAGGUCGAAGCACGUGACGGCGCCGGAAGUGGUCCACACUCAGACAGAUGUUAUGUCGACAUAAGAGUCACACCUGUGAAUCAGCAUAAACCGCAGUUCGUAAUGCCAGAAUUGACAAACGCGACCGUGGAAGUGCCAGAAAAUGCAGGUGUGCCGAAUUAUCUAAUAUUAACUGUAAAAGCAAUCGACAGAGAUCCUGGCGAGAAUGGCCGUGUUAGCUAUCAUUUGAAAAUCGGUAAUAGAAACGUUCAAGAAACUGAAGAAUUUUCUAUAGACCAAGAGACUGGCGAACUUCGAUCGAAGAUCAUUCUCGAUCGCGAGAUCAAGAGCAAAUUUGAACUUGUUCUUGUGGCAGCCGAUCAUGGCAGCCCUACAGCAUACGAAACACUUCGUUUAUUAACAGUUCAAUUAGUUGAUACAAAUGAUAAUGUGCCGCAAUUCUACGAGGAAUAUAAUUUCCAUGUAUCCGAGAAUCGACCAAAGGAUUAUUUCAUUGGCAAAGUUACAGCGGAGGAUAAAGACGAAGGCAGACAUGCCAAGGUUUAUUAUUACAUAGAAGCAGGAAACGAAGGAUACGCCUUUUACAUGGACAAAUCUGAUGGCAGUAUCUACGCAAACAAAUCAUUUGAUCGCGAGACAAGAGAUAAAUAUGUUCUUUCUAUUCUUGCGUCCAAUGAUCCCGAUCUUUACAUCAAUCCUGCACAAUCCGGCCGACCGUUGACUCACAAUCCAGAACACGGACACGUGAAUAUAACAAUAGCUGUGUUGGAUGAAAACGAUAAUCCACCCAUCUUUGAGCGCAAUGAUUAUUAUGCCGGUGUGAAUUCUAUGGCGAACAUAAAUGACUUUGUGACUAAAGUAACUGCCUCCGAUUUGGAUGUCGGAGACAACGGUACUCUCCAUUACUAUGUCGCUAGCGCGAAUCUUUACAAAUAUGGCUCGGAAAAGCCGAGCGGCUCGAUAGUGCCAAGCCCAUUCAACGUCACGCAGGAUGGUAAACUCGUUACGAGCGGAUACAUGGCGGAAUACAAUCAAGACAGAUUUAUUGUCGAAGUUAUCGCCAAGGAGACAGCCAUUCCAGAAAGAUACGCGAUGACGAGAGUUCAUGUAUGGGUGUUUGAGCCAUCUCAAUUAAUACGAGUCAUAUUGUCCCGGCCUCCGGAGGAGGUGAAUAGCGAACGCGACGAGAUUGUUUCAGAGUUAUCCAAUGCUACACAAAGCAGAGUCGUAGUGGAUGAUAUUAGAUAUCAUGUUGACGCUUCUGGACAUAUCCGCAGAGAAUGGUAAUUACAUGUUGUCGAACCGAAAACUCAAACUAUCGCGCCGA
Molecule: messenger RNA, 5504 nt
Organism: Atta colombica
Lineage: Eukaryota; Metazoa; Arthropoda; Insecta; Hymenoptera; Formicidae
Gene: Cad87A
Product: cadherin-87A-like
Exons: 25
Coding region: 488-5464 (1658 amino acids)
Biological process (GO): homophilic cell-cell adhesion
Cellular component (GO): plasma membrane; cell-cell junction
Molecular function (GO): calcium ion binding
Source: RefSeq, a predicted model, not a curated record